CAACGGACCAAUAGGCGGGGCUUAAAAAACAUGGCUACGUUUUGUGUGCAAGUAAAGAAUUACCCAUAAGUUUACAUUGAAUUAGUGUUAUAAAUUUUAUUUAUUUAUGUUUUCUAUAAACGAACUUUUUGACUGGGCUGGAUCAAAUCUAGCUCAGAAAAAUUAUAAAAACGCAGAACAAAUUCUGGCAGCUGGUCAUUUAAUAAGAUGUGGUAAGAAUAUUGAAAAAGUAAACAGUGACGUUGUGAGUUUUACAGCAUUGUGUUUACAAAGUUCUCACGUAAAAGAAAAACCUCAUGAAAUUGAAGGCUUAAUUUCAAAGUCGGGAAAAAUUUUAUCGGUUAAUUGUUCGUGUAAGGCUGGUAAGGGCGCAAAAUAAACACGUGAUGGCUGCUUUAUUAUAUUGCUACCGGAAAGGGGAUCAGCUUGAAGUUUUAUCUUGUACUGAUAAAAAAUGUGAAUGGAAAAAUAAGCAAGAUCGUAUUCUAAAAGAAUAUAAUUCGACCCCGAUUCACCAACAUGCUUGUUUUUCCAAGGUGAAACGUAAGUGCCAAAGUAACCAAGAUGCGAGAAAUGACCCAGUAACUGUUAAUAAUUCUGUAAGUGAACAAGAUUAUAAUGAAGACCUUGAUGAAGUUCACGAAGGUGAAGUCUUUGAAGAAGUGGUAUCUACCAGUGCUAUAAAACGAAAGUAUCCAGGAUGGAGCACCGUAAAAAGUCUUACUGAGGAUCAGAGAAUGCUCAUAGUUGAGAAAGUUCAGGCUAAAUUGAAAGACUCGGCGUUUGUUAAACAUUAGUAAAAAACAUGGUAACAUGGUGUACAUAAUGAUUUGUUUAUAAAAGCUUAUAUUUUAAUAGUUUUUGGAUAAUUUUUCAGUGUUGGAAGGCAUGAACCCAUUGUAAUUGAUCGUAAUCAAAAUCUCGACGUUUCUGAUAUGGAAAAGCAACAACUGAAGGUGAUAUUUACGUUACAACGAAAUGAAUUGAUGGAAGAUAUUAAAAGUAUGAAAAUCACUUAUUUAUACGAAUGCUGUAUAGACACUAUCAAAGACUUGUACUGUAAUUAUGAAGAAGUUUGUGUAAAAACUAAA
Molecule: messenger RNA, 1091 nt
Organism: Cataglyphis hispanica
Lineage: Eukaryota; Metazoa; Arthropoda; Insecta; Hymenoptera; Formicidae
Exons: 2
Coding region: 387-797 (136 amino acids)
Source: RefSeq, a predicted model, not a curated record